AUGUCAGCUAAUAUCAGUGCGCAAGUUCGCAGGGCUACUUCCGGGGUGGACAGUGUCGUCACAGACUAUGUUACCGGAUAUUUCAAUCACUUGUCGAAUGCGACGUUCGAUGCAGUGCUGGCGAAGCGCCUGGACCUCGAGCAGGAGAUCUUCUUUAUAACAGAGCUGCUGAUAGAUGCCGGAGCAGAUAAAGAGAAAAUCUCCAAGCUUGUUACAGAGGUUAAAGCCCAAUUGCUUGAACAGUUGAAGCAGAACGAGGCGAAAGUGGAGCUUACCGGAGAUACUUCAAAGCGGUUGCUGGAUAUCAAUGUGCUUCAAAAUCACAACAGCAAGACGAAUAUCAACUCUUCACUUGCCAUGCUAGGUGUUACAGGUGAUAUAGAACAUACCGGCAGAAAGAUGGAAACCAGAGUCGACCUGAAGAAACUGAAGAAGGCCGAAGAGAAGAUCGCGAAGAAGGUUGCAAAGAGAAACAACAAGUUUGUUAAAUAUGAGGCGUCGAAGUUGAUUAAUGGCGCGAAGGAAGAGGACUACGAUUCUUUCUACAUGAAGAUUAACCCGUUGGACUUUGGUUCAGGUGCAGGCAAGUCGAAGGAUAUCAAGAUUGAUACAUUUGAUCUAUACGUGGGCGAUGGCCAGCGUAUUCUGUCUGACGCUCAGCUAACACUAUCUUAUGGGCGUAGAUACGGUUUGGUUGGUCAGAAUGGUAUCGGUAAAUCUACACUACUGAGGGCGCUUUCUAGGAGAGAAUUGAAUGUUCCAAAGCACAUCUCCAUUCUUCAUGUUGAACAGGAACUGAGAGGUGACGAUACAAAGGUUUUACAGAGCGUGCUAGAUGCCGAUGUGUGGAGAAAGCAAUUAUUGAGCGAAGAACUCAAAAUUAAUGAAAGGCUACAAGACAUCGAUAAACUAAGGGCCGAAUUUGAUGAGGAUAGUCUGGAGGUCAAGAAGCUGGACAAUGAGCGCGAUGACUUAGAAUCGCACUUACAACAGAUCGCCGAAAAGUUAGCAGAUAUGGAAUCAGACAAAGCCGAGGCUAGAGCCGCCAGUAUAUUGUACGGUCUUGGUUUCAGCACAGAGGCUCAACAAAAACCCACAAACUCCUUCUCGGGUGGUUGGAGAAUGAGACUUUCGCUUGCAAGAGCAUUGUUUUGUCAGCCUGAUCUUCUGCUACUGGAUGAACCUUCCAAUAUGUUGGACGUGCCAUCUAUUGCUUAUUUGGCUGAGUAUUUGAAAACUUAUCCUGCGACAGUAUUGGUUGUUUCCCACGAUAGAUCAUUCCUGAAUGAAGUCGCCACUGAUAUAAUCUACCAGCAUAACGAAAGACUCGACUACUACAGAGGUCAAGAUUUCGAUUCCUUCUACGCAACCAAGGAGGAAAGACGUAAAAAUGCACAGAGGGAGUACGAUAACCAGAUGGCGUACAGGAAGCAUCUGCAAGAAUUUAUCGACAAGUAUAGGUAUAACGCGGCGAAGUCCCAGGAAGCCCAGUCUAGGAUCAAGAAACUUGAGAAAUUACCAGUGUUAGAACCACCAGAGGAGGAGAAGUCGAUCACUUUCAAGUUUGCUGAUUGCGAGAAACUAUCACCUCCAAUUAUUCAGUUGCAGGAUGUUUCCUUCGGUUACGACGAAAGCCAACUGCUACUAAAGGAUGUGAAUCUGGAUGUGCAGAUGGAUUCUAGAAUCGCUUUGGUUGGUGCCAAUGGUUGUGGUAAGACUACUUUGUUGAAGGUUAUGAUGGAACAACUACGGCCAAUAACGGGUCACGUUUCUAGAAACCCUAGGUUGAGGAUCGGCUACUUUACACAACACCAUAUCGAUUCCAUGGAUCUGAAUGCUUCUGCGGUGGAUUGGAUGUCAAAAACGUUCCCAGGUAAGACAGAUGAAGAGUAUAGACGUCAUCUCGGUGCAUUUGGUAUAACUGGUUCGCUUGGCUUGCAAAAGAUGCAAUUGCUUUCGGGAGGUCAAAAAUCCAGAGUUGCAUUUGCCGCGUUAUGUUUGAACAGUCCGCAUAUUUUAAUUCUUGACGAACCGUCGAAUCACUUGGAUACAGCUGGUUUGGAUGCUCUUGUUCAAGCUCUAAAGAACUUCUCUGGUGGUGUUUUAAUGGUUUCGCAUGAUAUUUCUGUGAUUGACAGCGUCUGUGAUGAAAUAUGGGUUUCUGAGUCAGGUACGGUGAAGAGGUUUGACGGUAACAUUCAUGAUUACAAGAAAUACAUUCUAGAAGCAGCGGAUGCUGCCGGUGUUGUUAAAAGACACUAA
Molecule: messenger RNA, 2262 nt
Organism: Eremothecium gossypii ATCC 10895
Lineage: Eukaryota; Fungi; Ascomycota; Saccharomycetes; Saccharomycetales; Saccharomycetaceae
Gene: GCN20
Product: putative AAA family ATPase GCN20
Exons: 1
Coding region: 1-2262 (753 amino acids)
Molecular function (GO): ATP hydrolysis activity; ATP binding
Source: RefSeq, marked provisional